CCGGGAAAGGGAACGAGCGGCACCGGGAGCGGGACCGGCACCGGGGAACGCGGAGAUGGCGGUCGAUAAGGACCUGCUGGAGCUGGACCUCUACGGGCUGCUGGGAGUCGGCGAGAAGGCGUCGGAGAAGGAGGUGAAGACAGCGUUCCGACAGAAGGCCCUGACGUGCCACCCGGACAAGAACCCGGACAACCCCCGGGCAGCGGAAAUCUUCCACCAGCUGUCCCAGGCCUUGGCCGUGCUCACAGAUGCAGCAGCCAGGGCAGCAUAUGACAGGGUGAGGAGGGCGAAGAAACAGGCUGCAGAAAGGACACAGAAGCUCGAUGAGAAGAGGAAGAAAGUAAAGCUUGAUCUUGAAGCCAGAGAACGAGAAGCCCAGUCCCAGGAGAACGAAGAGGAGGAGAUCGGGAUAACGAGAUCAUUAGAAGAAGAAAUAAUCCGCCUGCGGGAGGAGGGCUCCCGGCAGCUGGAGGAGCAGCAGAGGCUCAUCAGGGAACAGAUCCGGCUGGAAAGGGAGCAGCACAGCCAAGGCAAGCAGGAAAGAAAUGGAGCAGAAGGCAAAGUAACUCCUAAACUCAAGCUCAGAUGGAAAUGCAGGAAAGAAGAUGAGACGGGAGGGGGAUACUCCAAAGAUGUGCUGCUGCAGAUGCUGCAAAAGUAUGGAGAUGUGCUCAAUUUGGUGAUCUCCAGCAGGAGGACUGGGAGUGCAGUGGUGGAAUUUGCUGCGGUGAAGGCGGCGGAGAUGGCUGUGAAGAACGAAGUUGGCCUGAUAAACAACCCUCUGAAGAUUUCCUGGCUGGAGGGGCAGCCCCGGAGCCACCCCAGCACUGUCCUCUCUGACAGCACCAGCCAGCCCAGGACCUCACAGGCAUCCGUGGUGUCGGAGCGGGACUACGAGAGCCUGGUGAUGAUGAGGAUGCGCCAGGCAGCAGAGAGGCAGCAGCUCAUCGAGCAGCUCCGGCGGGAAGACGAGGAAGAGUCUCACACUUAGCGUGACAGUAGGGAUUCUCCCCACCCCUGCACCCCCCCCGCCCUGAGCUCUUUCUUAAUUUAAGUCAAUAAACCUCCUUUUUUAAA
This is a messenger RNA of Pipra filicauda (Wire-tailed manakin), 1077 nucleotides long. It is a transcript of the gene DNAJC17, whose product is annotated as DnaJ heat shock protein family (Hsp40) member C17. The coding region runs from base 56 to 991 and encodes 311 amino acids. NCBI's taxonomy places the organism in Eukaryota, Metazoa, Chordata, Aves, Passeriformes, Pipridae. The transcript is spliced from 11 exons. Gene Ontology annotation, cellular component: spliceosomal complex. Gene Ontology annotation, molecular function: RNA binding. The record is from RefSeq and is a predicted model, not a curated record. Gene Ontology annotation, biological process: spliceosomal complex disassembly.